AUUUUUCUUCCGCUUUCAUUUACUAUGUUGAUAGGAUUGAGACUUCUAUUUAUUCGGACAUCAACAAAAAAUAUUGUAUAUGGAUUUUUCUUAGUUUUUUUUUUUCUCAAGUAUAGCUAUGAUAUUUUCAGUUAAUUUAUCAAUUCAAGAAAUAAAAUUCAUUUUACGUUGGACUAGACUAGACUAGACUCAACUUAUCAAAUAACUUAAACUGGACAGCUCUAAGUGAACCCUUUGAAACGCCAGCAACGCUUGCCGACGACUACGAGAGAUUCUCGUAGCGAAAAAAGUUUCUCAAGCAUCCGGAGACACGAUAAUUAUUUUUUUUUAUUUUUAUUUUCAAGACAGAUUAUCUUACAAGAAAUGGGGGAAAAAUAAGCUCCCAGCUUUUUUUUUCCUUUUAACCACUGCCCCGAGUACAACUCGGAGGGCUGUCUAUCACAGAGACACGGGGGCGAGAGCAAGUCGGAGCUCUAAACAAUGACCAGCUUCGCGUCCCCGUCGCAUCCCGUAAGCCUCGCCUUCACACCGUCUUCCAAUAAUCAUUCUCUGCUCUCUUCUCCUCCUCCCAAUUCGAUCGCCUCCCGAAAGCCCCAAUUCUACAUACCAGGACGGCUCCGACCCAGCAUCCGUCAACACCGAUCGCCGUGCCUCGCUGCAUCCGCCGCCGAAAACGGCCCGGAGGAGGAGGAAGAGGAGGCGCCGGUCCAGGAACUCAAGGUUCCCGUCGCUUGGCUGACCCCUUCGAUUGCCCUACAGGAAUCGGAGUGGCUCCGAGCCGCUUUGCACAGGUGGUUGGACGACGAAUACUGCCCCGAAGAGACCAAUGUAGACAUCAGCAAGGUCGCGGCGAGAUCGUACCUGGAAUCGCUGAUGGAGCGGCGGUCGGAGCUGGGCGAGAUAUUGCUCAAGAUGGCGAAAGACUUGGAGAGCCAAGUUUCGUUCCGAGAGAGCUUCCAUGGGGCGUUCUCAUCGGCCAAUGCGGCCAUCCAUUUGAUCACUUUGAGGAUCGACUCCAUGGCCGAUUGACCCCCGAAACAGAUGAGUCUUCUUCAGGAAUAAUAAUAAUAGCAAAUUUACUGAAAAAGAAUACACGAUUAGCAAUGGACAAUGUGACGAUACAAGUUCACGUAUGACUUGAGAGUUUAAAAUCACGAUU
Molecule: messenger RNA, 1159 nt
Organism: Zingiber officinale
Lineage: Eukaryota; Viridiplantae; Streptophyta; Magnoliopsida; Zingiberales; Zingiberaceae
Exons: 2
Coding region: 481-1029 (182 amino acids)
Source: RefSeq, a predicted model, not a curated record